GCCGCUGCAGCUCACCUGCCCGCGGGGGCGGGGCGGGGCGCGGCGCUGGGGCGCGCCUGCCUCCCUCCUCCCGCCUCCCGCCCCGAGAGGAAGCGGAGGGGCGCGGUGUAAACAGAGCGGCGGCCGUGAUGUCAGCCGGUCACAUGGAGCCUCUUAUGGCUCGGGAUGGCUCUCGGCGGGCGGGCAGCUGCGGCAGCUGCUGCUGUGGCUCGGGCGGCUGCGGCGCGGCGGCGGCAGAGGGGGCUCCGGGGUCGGACAAUCCGCUCUCCCUGCGCUCUCCGCACCGCGGCUUAAAUGAUGUAUUUUGUGAUCGCAGCGAUGAAAGCUCAAAUUGAAAUUAUUCCAUGCAAGAUCUGUGGAGACAAAUCAUCAGGAAUCCAUUAUGGUGUCAUUACGUGUGAAGGCUGCAAGGGCUUUUUCAGGAGAAGUCAGCAAAGCAAUGCCACCUACUCCUGUCCUCGUCAGAAGAACUGUUUGAUUGAUCGAACCAGUAGAAACCGCUGCCAACACUGUCGAUUGCAGAAAUGCCUUGCCGUAGGGAUGUCUCGAGACGCUGUAAAAUUUGGUCGAAUGUCGAAAAAGCAGAGAGACAGCUUAUAUGCAGAAGUGCAGAAACACCGGAUGCAGCAGCAGCAGCGCGACCACCAGCAGCAGCCUGGAGAGGCUGAGCCGCUGACACCCACCUACAACAUCUCGGCCAACGGGCUGACAGAGCUUCACGAGGACCUCAGUACCUACAUCGAUGGGCACACCCCCGAGGGCAGCAAGGCCGACUCUGCUGUCAGCAGCUUCUACCUGGACAUACAGCCCUCCCCAGACCAGUCAGGGCUUGAUAUCAAUGGAAUCAAACCAGAACCCAUAUGUGACUACACACCAGCAUCUGGCUUUUUUCCCUACUGUUCGUUCACCAAUGGAGAGACUUCCCCAACGGUGUCCAUGGCAGAACUAGAACACCUUGCACAGAAUAUAUCUAAAUCACAUCUGGAAACCUGCCAAUACUUGAGAGAAGAGCUCCAGCAGAUAACGUGGCAGACCUUUCUGCAGGAAGAGAUUGAGAACUAUCAAAACAAGCAGCGGGAGGUGAUGUGGCAAUUGUGUGCCAUCAAAAUCACAGAAGCUAUACAGUAUGUGGUGGAGUUUGCCAAACGCAUUGAUGGAUUUAUGGAGCUGUGUCAAAACGAUCAAAUUGUGCUUCUAAAAGCAGGUUCUCUAGAAGUGGUGUUCAUCAGGAUGUGCCGUGCCUUUGACUCUCAGAACAACACCGUGUACUUUGAUGGGAAGUAUGCCAGCCCCGAUGUCUUCAAAUCCUUAGGCUGUGAAGACUUUAUUAGCUUUGUGUUUGAAUUUGGAAAGAGUUUAUGUUCUAUGCACCUGACUGAAGAUGAAAUUGCAUUAUUUUCUGCGUUUGUACUGAUGUCGGCAGAUCGCUCAUGGCUACAGGAAAAGGUAAAAAUUGAAAAACUGCAACAGAAAAUUCAGCUAGCUCUUCAACACGUUCUACAGAAGAAUCACCGAGAAGAUGGAAUACUAACAAAGUUAAUAUGCAAGGUGUCUACAUUAAGAGCCUUAUGUGGACGACAUACGGAAAAGCUAAUGGCAUUUAAAGCAAUAUACCCAGACAUUGUGCGACUUCAUUUUCCUCCAUUAUACAAGGAGUUGUUCACUUCAGAAUUUGAGCCAGCAAUGCAAAUUGAUGGGUAAAUGUAUCACCUAAGCACUUCUAGAAUGUCUGAAGUACAAACAUGAAAAAGAAAACAAAACAAAACAAAAAAAAUUAACCAAGACACUUUCUAUGGCCCUGCACAGCCCUGGAGCGCCAACACACUGCACAUCUUUUGGUGAUCGGGGUCAGGCAAAGGAGGGGAGACAAUGAAAACAAAUAAAAGUUGAACUUGUUUUUCUCAUGCA
Messenger RNA from Marmota flaviventris (yellow-bellied marmot), 1908 nucleotides. It is a transcript of the gene Rora, whose product is annotated as RAR related orphan receptor A. Gene Ontology annotation, cellular component: nucleus. NCBI's taxonomy places the organism in Eukaryota, Metazoa, Chordata, Mammalia, Rodentia, Sciuridae. Gene Ontology annotation, biological process: regulation of transcription by RNA polymerase II; negative regulation of inflammatory response. Gene Ontology annotation, molecular function: nuclear receptor activity; oxysterol binding; zinc ion binding. The record is from RefSeq and is a predicted model, not a curated record.